Molecule: messenger RNA, 195 nt
Organism: Coccomyxa subellipsoidea C-169
Lineage: Eukaryota; Viridiplantae; Chlorophyta; Trebouxiophyceae; Coccomyxaceae
Product: U box
Exons: 1
Biological process (GO): protein ubiquitination
Molecular function (GO): ubiquitin-protein transferase activity
Source: RefSeq, a predicted model, not a curated record
CAGGAUAUGAUGAGGGAUCCGGUGAUGGCAGCGGACGGAUUCACAUAUGAGCGGCAGGCGCUGGAGGUCUGGCUGCUUAGUCACAACACCAGCCCCAUUACUAAUGAUCCCCUGCUGCACAAGCACCUGAUUAGUAACCACAGCCUGCGCUCCGCCAUCAUGGAGUGGCAGGCUAAGCCGGGAGCAGCUGCCUAA